Salvia hispanica is the source of this 912-nucleotide messenger RNA. The record is from RefSeq and is a predicted model, not a curated record. Lineage: Eukaryota; Viridiplantae; Streptophyta; Magnoliopsida; Lamiales; Lamiaceae.
CUGGAUUUGUAAUGGGGGAUCAUUUCAUGGAAGAUACUCCAAUGGGAGAAGGGUGUUCCCAGACUCUUUUUAAACUGACAAAGGAUAAAAGAAUUAUAAGUCGUGCAGCAUGUGUCAAUCCACCCAGCCAAAUGCCUGCAGUUUGGGACAUAACUUCCAUUGUCAGGAAAGACAAGGUCAGAUUUCUAUCUUCAUUGCCUGGUUUUUCUAUAAUACCAGCCUGUGAAGAUUCCCAUCAGGAAAAAGAAUGGGGGCAGUUCUUGGAUUUCCUUCAGAAGCAUAACAGGGUUGCUAUAUCAAACUUCGGAUUGUUUGAAUUCUACAUACUACCUUCCCUUGAACGCUCAAGAUCUGACCUUGCAACUGUUCGAUACAAAGGGAAAGCAUCAAAAACAUCUCCAGGGGUUGCUGAUUCUGAUCAAAUAUCUCCGCCUACAUCUCAAUCUCAGGCUGGUGAGGUUGCUAUGUCGAUCUCAAACGUUUCUCAAGAUAAAUAUUCUCCUAAGAUACAAUGUGCAGAAGUAAAUGGAGAUUCCUCUUGUGAUUUGUCAGCUAAAGCUAGCAGUCAAUUAGGAAAUUCUGUUGAAACAGUUAAACCCUUUCAGAGAAAUUAUGUAACAGCACAUCCCAGUUAUCUGAAAACACUUGGUCAAGCACAUUCCAGUUGGAUAUUUGGGGCAGUUGCUGAGCUUGUUGAUAAUGCAAGGGAUGCAAAAGCAACCAAAUAUCCAAAGAAUGGUAUCAUUUGGCCACGGGAAAACUGAAGUAGAUGACCCCAAUCAUAUUGGAAUGUAUGGAAUUGGGUUUAAGACUGGCACUAUGCGACUAGGAAAGGAUGCUUUGGUUCUGACCCAGACAACUAACUCCAGAUCAAUUGCAUUCCUCUCGCAGUCGCUGAAUGAAGGCAAAGAU